UGCUCAUGGGCAGGCUCUUCCUCUUUCUUCUGGAGACCAGCAGGGAAGCUAAUUUGGGAAGCUGCUCAUCUUGUUUCCUCUCUCUUUGACCCCAAAGGUAGAAACAGAAGAGCAGGUGUUGGCAACCUUCUGUGGCCGGGAGACUACAGACACAGAGCAGACCCCUGGCCAGGAAGUCGUGUUCUCCCCUGGCUCCUUCAUGUCCAUCACUUUCCGGUCAGAUUUCUCCAAUGAGGAGCGAUUCACGGGCUUUGAUGCCCACUACAUGGCCGUGGAUGUGGAUGAGUGCACCGAGCGGGAGGACGAGGAGCUGUCCUGUGACCACUACUGCCAUAACUACAUCGGCGGCUACUAUUGCUCCUGCCGCUUUGGCUACCUCCUCCACACAGACAACAGGACCUGCCGAGUGGAAUGCAGUGACAACCUCUUUACCCAGAGGACCGGCGUGAUCACCAGCCCGGACUUCCCCAACCCUUAUCCUAAGAGCUCAGAAUGCUUCUACACGAUAGAGCUAGAGGAGGGUUUCAUGGUCAGUCUGCAGUUCGAGGACAUUUUCGACAUUGAGGAUCAUCCUGAGGUGUCCUGUCCCUAUGACUACAUCAAGAUUAAAGCUGGUCCAAAAGUUUUGGGGCCCUUCUGUGGAGAGAGAGCACCAGAACCCAUCAAUACCCAGAGCCACAGCGUCCAGAUCCUAUUCCGCAGCGACAACUCAGGGGAGAACCGGGGCUGGAGGCUCUCAUACAGGGCGACAGGGAACGAGUGCCCAGAGCCAGAGCCUCCUGUCCACGGGAAAAUCGAGCCCCUGCAAACCACGUAUUCCUUCAAAGACCAGGUGCUCAUCAGCUGUGACGCAGGCUACAAAGUGCUGAAGGAUAAUGUGGAGAUGGAUACAUUCCAGAUCGAGUGUCUGAAGGAUGGGACGUGGAGUAACAGGAUUCCCACCUGUAAAAUUGCAGACUGUGGAGCCCCAGCAGAGCUGAAACAUGGGCUGAUCACCUUCUCCACCAGGAACAACCUUACCACAUAUAAAUCCGAGAUCCACUACUCCUGCCAACAGCCGUACUAUAAGAUGCUCCACAAUAUCACAGGUAUAUAUACCUGUUCCGCCCAAGGAGUCUGGAUGAAUGAAGUACUGGGGAGAAGCCAGCCCACAUGCCUGCCAGUGUGUGGUCAGCCCUCCCGCUCACUGCCAAACCUGGUCAAGAGAAUCAUCGGGGGCCGGAAUGCUGAGCCUGGCCUCUUUCCAUGGCAGGCCCUGAUAGUGGUGGAGGAUACCUCGAGGGUGCCGAACGACAAGUGGUUUGGGAGUGGGGCCCUGCUCUCUGAGUCCUGGAUCCUCACAGCAGCCCACGUGCUGCGCUCCCAGCGAAGAGACAACACAGUAAUACCGGUCUCCAAGGAGCAUGUCACCGUCUACCUGGGCCUGCAUGAUGUGCGGGACAAAUCAGGGGCUGUCAACAGCUCUGCGGCACAAGUGGUGCUCCACCCAGACUUCAACAUCCAGAACUACAACCAUGACAUAGCUCUGGUGCAGCUGCGGGAGCCUGUGCCCCUGGGGCCCCACGUCAUGCCCAUCUGCCUGCCAAGUCCUGAGCCCGAAGGCCCAGAGCCCCAUAUGCUGGGCUUGGUAGCUGGCUGGGGUAUCUCCAAUCCUAAUGUGACAGUGGAUGAGAUCAUCAGCAGUGGCACGCGGACCUUGUCAGACGUCCUGCAGUAUGUCAAGUUACCUGUGGUGCCAUAUGCGGAGUGCAAAACCAGCUACGAGUCCCGGUCGGGGAACUACAGUGUCACGGAGAACAUGUUCUGUGCCGGCUACUUCGAGGGUGGCAAGGACACAUGCCUCGGAGACAGUGGUGGGGCCUUUGUCAUUCUGGAUGACUUGAGCCAGCGCUGGGUGGCCCAAGGCCUGGUGUCCUGGGGGGGCCCUGAAGAAUGUGGCAGCAAGCAGGUCUAUGGGGUCUACACGAAGGUCUCCAACUAUGUGGACUGGGUGUGGGAGCAGAUGGGCUCCCCACAAGGUCUGGGAGAGCUCCAGGUGGAACGGUGAGCUGACUGACGUCCUCAGGGCCGGCCUGCCCUCCCCCAGCCUGAGUGAGGCUGUACACGCACUUCCGACGGCACACUCCAAGUUACUCACCAGACCAAACGGAAUGGAACCCUUCCUCCCAAGACAGCCCCCGGGGCUCUGAGAGGCAACAGUGUGGUACAGGAAAAGGCUGUAUGCAAGAGGCCUGGGUCCACGGCCCUGAGCGAGCCCCUUCCCUUCUGUAGGCCUCACUCUCCCCUGCAAUACAAUGAGGGAACUAGCCCUCUGGCUAAUCCCAGCACUCCUCUCCAGAAGGGCUCCACCCCGAUGGCCUUAUGCACUCCUACUCACUUACCAAACCCUUCAGUCCCACUGUUGGUGUGCCUGAGCUUGGACCUGAUUGUUAGAAAACCAUCCCUUAUGUUGAGCUGAACACUGAGUCCAUCUAUUUUCUCAAAUCGGCCCUCGGCACAGACGAGUCUAGUCCCUUUUAGGGGGAAAGCACUCAGGCUUGAGGAGACAGGGGCCAGACCCCCAGGGCCCUGUCUCCUAGUGUGAUGUCUUGGGGUACUUUCAUCCCUUGGAUUUCUCUCCCAAAAGU
Molecule: messenger RNA, 2627 nt
Organism: Neomonachus schauinslandi (Hawaiian monk seal)
Lineage: Eukaryota; Metazoa; Chordata; Mammalia; Carnivora; Phocidae
Gene: MASP1
Product: MBL associated serine protease 1
Exons: 9
Coding region: 200-2047 (615 amino acids)
Biological process (GO): zymogen activation; complement activation
Cellular component (GO): blood microparticle; extracellular region
Molecular function (GO): serine-type endopeptidase activity; calcium ion binding
Source: RefSeq, a predicted model, not a curated record